Molecule: messenger RNA, 4265 nt
Organism: Epinephelus fuscoguttatus (brown-marbled grouper)
Lineage: Eukaryota; Metazoa; Chordata; Actinopteri; Perciformes; Serranidae
Gene: pcyox1
Product: prenylcysteine oxidase 1
Exons: 6
Coding region: 30-1559 (509 amino acids)
Biological process (GO): prenylcysteine catabolic process; prenylated protein catabolic process
Molecular function (GO): prenylcysteine oxidase activity
Source: RefSeq, a predicted model, not a curated record
GUCGUGCAGUGAAGGACUAGACGCCCACAAUGAAUCCACAAACACUGUCACUGAGAGCGGUGCUGUUCCUGGGGCUUUUCCACACUGGGAGAAGAAGUCUAGCCUCGGCCCCAGAGCUGCUAGAGCAACCCAAAAAGAUAGCUGUGGUCGGAGCAGGCAUCGGUGGCACAGCUGCAGCGUUUUACCUGAGGCAGGAGUUUGGACCUGGGGUGAAGAUCGAUGUGUUUGAACCUGGCACUGUCGGUGGACGGCUUGCGACAGUGAAGAUUGGAGAUGAUGAGUAUGAGACAGGAGGUUCAGUGAUCCAUCCUCUGAAUCUACACAUGAAGCAAUUCAUUGAAAAAUUAGGUAUUCCUCCGAGGAAAGAUGUCCCCUCUAAAAUGGCGAUCUUUGAUGGGAAGGAGCUCAUGUUUGAGGAGAGUGACUGGUUCAUAGUAAACUUCUUGCGCAUGCUCUGGAGAUACGGGUUCAGCUUUCUCCGAAUGCAUAUGUGGGUGGAGAGUAUUUUGGACAAAUUUAUGAGGAUCUACCAGUAUCAGCAGUAUGGUUACUCUUUCUCCACUGUGGAUAAACUCCUUCAUGCCAUGGGUGGCGAUAGUUUUCUUACCCUGGUGAAUCAGACCCUGGAGGAAACAAUGAUUGGCGAGGGAUUUUCGCAGACCUUCAUCAACGAUAUUGUCGCACCCAUCACGCGUGUCAACUAUGGCCAAAGUGUCCGCAUCCAUGGCUUUGUGGGGGCCGUGUCAUUAGCAGGGGCAGAUUCAGGCCUGUGGGCAGUGGAUGGAGGAAAUAAAAGGGUGUGUUCGGGACUGCUGUACAACAGCAAAAGUGAGCUCAUCCCUGCUGCAGUGACGUCCAUUUCAGUCAAGGUUCGACCAUCAAAGACAGGCACCACAGCCAGUUUCUAUGAGGUUAACUAUGUCGGAGAAUCAGGCGCAGCACACUCUCUGUAUGACAUUGUGAUAAUAGCAACACCGCUUCACCAAGGAAAGUCUGACAUCACCUUCUCAGGCUUCUCCCCUCCAAUCCCAACUCAUUUCCCCGGACGUUACCACCAGACCGUCGCCACUCUGGUCCACGGCUUGCUGAACAUGUCCUACCUUGGGACCACAGAGCCAGCCUCGAAAUUCACCGUGUCUGACAUCCUCACUACAGACUCAAAGGGCUGCGCCAUCAAAAGCCUGGGCUCUCUUGACCCUGUGCACAUCCCCGAGGGCUACAAGAGACCCCCUGCCAGUGAGACCAAAGUCUGGAAGGUGUUCUCCCAACAGCCGCUGUCCCAGGAGCAGCUGAAGGACAUGUUCCUCUCCUGGGACUCAGUGUCGGAGACUCCGUGGCUGGCUUAUCCUUCUUACCACCCGCCGCACCGUAACACACCUCCCUUCAUCCUGCACUCGCGGCUGUACUACCUCAACGCUGUGGAGUGGGCCGCUAGCGCCAUGGAGAUGAGUGCCAUCUCUGCCAGGAACGUGGCCUUACUGGCACACCACCGCUGGCACCAGCAGGUCAACAAGAUCGACCAGGAAGACCUGCACACCCGACUGAGAGGUGAACUCUAAAGAGAGGAAGAUAAAGCAGUAAAGUUCAGUACAGACCCACACAGAUACUCAUGGAAAUGCCCGCUGCACUCUAACAUUACUCCUGUCAGGACAAAACCCAACUCUUCUUUCAGGUAUUUGGGCCGCUCUGACCUCUUUAAACUUAAAGUUUAUUGCAACCUGGAUCUCUUUGACAUAGUAUUGGCCAUCAGUUUUAUCUUUUACUAAGUUAACAGUCAGAGCUAAAAACACAGGGAACACAGCGACAUUGCCACGAUGAAGUCUAACAGGGCAACAAACAGGAGCAGUCACACAAUUAGACUUGUAGUUUAAACAGAUUCUCCUCAACACAGAAUUUGCUCUGAAAACGUUCACUGUUUGUAUGCGUUUUCUCCUCCAAAUAAGUCUGGCUAACCCGAGGGGUUUGUGUAAUACCUGUCUGAUUGGUUGACUCCUCCUCCUCCUCAUGUUUCCUGCCCUCAUCUGACUUCUUUUUAGCGAUGUCUCUGCUUUCCCUGAUCUCAGCAGAUAACUUCUUGAGUACAAUGUUAUUUUUAUCAGUAGGAGUAGAGAGGCUAAGUCCCUCCCUUUUUGGUGUACCCCAUGGGAUUUUAUUUUUGUUUUACAGUCUUUUGUUGAUGUUUGUCAGUUUAAAUAUGAUUUUGCAUGUUGGGAAAGUUGCAGUUUUUCAUAGUUUUGUCGAAGUACUGUGUAGAUUUGUGUAAAACUGCUCAGUAAACUACAUUUCUCAUUUUGCACGGUAUACAUCACAAACACCAGCUAGCUUGCUAGCCCUGAGAAGACGAUCAAACUUCACUAUCACUAAGUUGUAGCAAGGCUUCCGUAGCUGCUGGAGGAUCAAUUACGGCUAGCUAACUAGCUGGCUAGGUAAUUCGUAACGUUAUCUUCCCUGAUGUGUCAAAUUCAGUGUCUUCUGGUCUUUUAUCAGACAGCAUAGGUUUAGAUUUAGGGGGGGAUGCAGGGGACACAUCCCGUCCUUUAAAAAAAUUAAAAUUAUUUUGACAAAAUUGAAUACAUUAACACCAUAAAUUGAUGCGGAAGUGGCACAAAUUGAUGCAUAAAAAAUCACCAGAAUGCAGGAAAUUAAGCACUUGAUGCUCAAAAUUUACUAGUGGAGGAUUCCUAAACUUCCAGUUUCAUGUGUCCUACCCAAUGUUGACAAGACCUGUACCUCGUGUAAGUACAUCAACCCCUGGUGCGAAACACACAGACAUUGUAGCUUCGGUGAGACAGACUGGAAGUAGAAUAGAAAGCUAUGACAUCAUUUAACGUGACUUUUGUAGUUUUUUUUUUAAUGAUGUCUUUUCAUUAUUUUAUACACCACUUUCAUGGCAAACUGCGACUGUCUUGGUUCACAAAAUUACCUUAUGAAUUGACAAACAUUAUAUUUGUAAUUCAUGGCACAAUUCAAACAAGAUUAAUGAAUUAUUUGUCUCUCACCAUUGACUUACAAAGAUAUUUCUUGUUGAAAUAAUGUCCCAUGGCAGUCCACUGGAAGAGGUGGGACUUUGCUUCUCUAUGUUGACCAAAACUAAUAAAAGAAAAGACCAUCAAAAGGAUCCUUUAAUCACCCUGACAGUAGACAUGGUUCAUCAUUCACCAGCAACAAUAGCACAGAUCCCUCUGAAAGGUGGGUCAACAUUGUAACGUGCUGAAUUUUUUUAAUCACUGUGAACCAUGCUGCACUCCAGGGAAGAUGCAUCCUCUUUGUGUUCCUCUAUCUACAUUAAACUGAUUCUUUUGUAUGUGCGCUUCUACUGUUAUGAACAUGGUACAGCUUACAUCUAGCGAGUCAGCUUGUUGGUGCCACAUAAACCAAGAUGUCCUUUUUGUUGAUGGAUCUAUGUGUCUUUUUUAGUCUCUCUACCUCCAGAGCAGACCACUGUAUGUGUUGUGAAUGAGCACAGGCAGCUUUCAGCAAGAGAGUGGUGCCAUCAAGACGUUGUCUUGUUGAUGUUAAUGAUGCCAAAUAUGAAAAGUAUUAAUAAGUUUAUCUUGUGCUGAUAAUGUUAAUGAGACUUAUGAGAUGUAUGAAUUCAGUUUGUUAAAACUAUGAUUGUGCCUUAAAGAUAUCCGUAAUCGGCUUAGGUAUUUAUUAAAUAAUAAGUCUCCGUAUAAUUUUAGAAAUCAUCUGUCCUUUGGGUCUUCUGGUUAUUUUUAAUGAAGUGAAAAUUGUCAUCAGAGUCAGACCACCAGGACCAAACUGAGGAGUAUAAUGCAUUUCUGUGUUUUGUUGUAACAUCUGGAGGAGAAUCUGUUUAAAAGUAUUCUGUACCUGCGAUUUAUCAGGUGUCAUGUUGCUUAAAACCACUUUCAUAUUCUUCAUCAGCUUUGGGAAGGAAAUUGUAGUUUGCUAAUUGUUUCUUCUGCACUUUAGAGGUGUAUUUUUCUAGAUUUUUUGAGAGAAGUUUACUUGUUGUGAGUGUAUGUGACAAGAUACUGUAGCAAAGUGAUUAAUUGUGCAGUUUAAUUGACAAAAGUUUAUGUUUUACACUUAUGUGUAGUCUCUUUACAUGGACAAACAAAAAAGACAAAAAAACAAAAAAGUGCAGUAUUUAGACUCACUUCUUCUGCAGAAAUAAAACAAAGCUUUUAAUUACAAAUCGAAACGCUUCACUUGAGAUUUUAAACAAUACUGAAACUUCCCAAAUUGCACUGUAUGUUUUUUCCAAGUGUUUAUGAUCACAAUAAAUGGAUGAGUCCUUG